Hirsutella rhossiliensis is the source of this 207-nucleotide messenger RNA. RefSeq lists its product as uncharacterized. The record is from RefSeq and is a predicted model, not a curated record. The coding region runs from base 1 to 207 and encodes 68 amino acids. NCBI's taxonomy places the organism in Eukaryota, Fungi, Ascomycota, Sordariomycetes, Hypocreales, Ophiocordycipitaceae. The transcript has 3 exons.
AUGAGCGAGCCCACUCAGAACCAGUCCAACAACACCAGCAGUCCCCGCCGCAGGAGCUCCGGCGUCAUGCCCGCCUUUGACAGCCUCCAGCAGCAGAAGCGAGGAGGCACUGAUGCUACCCGUCGCCAGAGUCUGUCCGACCAACAAGCCAAGGGCGGCAUUUUCCACACACUUUUCCACAACAACCUUGGCCGCAACGCCAAGUAA